GGCAAUAAAGCAUUCAGGAAAGGCGAUACUAAGGUUCAAAAAAGAGUAAUAGGAGUUAAAUCUAAGUGCUCCCAACUGACUGAGGAGGGUGUAGCCAAAAAUUCCUCUCAACUCCACAGUUUUAAGCGCCCCAGAAAAAAAGGAACUAAAGGAGUUGACGAGGAAAAAAGUAAUUUCGAUUCAAUCGGUCCAGUUUAUAAAUGCCCUUUUUCAGAGUGUGUUAUGAACGGAGAACACAAUUUACUUCGGAGACACAUUAGAGCGCAUAAACAGAAAGGAGAGGACAAUAUGUUUACUUGCGAAAUAUGUGAAAGUGGUGGUGCAGUAACGAGAAAAUGGAAGAACAUCCAAAGUUUUGUUAGCCAUGUGUUACAGAAGCAUGUGCUUGCCAAUCAAGUUGUGAAAGGAACUUUCACAAGAAGCCGAUUUAAAGGACCCUCUUUUCUUGUCCCUUUAUUAAACAGGCCUGAACACUUUUUUGAAUGGCCAGAGAGUGUUAUAAAUUACGAUGUUUUAAACAAUUGCGCUGCUUUAGAGUGUCUUCGCCAAAGUUCGCCAAAGUUUUGUUUUUCUAACGCUGAUGAAAUCCAUCGAUUACCUUCAUUAAAAAGCAAAUUUUUUGGUGAAGAACAGGGAAUAGUUUUGGAAACAGGAGGUCCUGUUUGGUGCAUGGAGUGGGUGCCCAACAUCCCCGUUGGAGAAAAGCAAUAUUUGACCAUUGCAGCACGCACGGAAGAAUGUUCCCGACUUUCUAAUGCUAAAAAUAUAUAUAAAUGUGCUUUGAUUCAGUUAUGGGAAUGCGACUUCUCUGCUAUAAGGUUGCCUAUUUUUUCCUAA
Zophobas morio is the source of this 837-nucleotide messenger RNA. RefSeq lists its product as uncharacterized. NCBI's taxonomy places the organism in Eukaryota, Metazoa, Arthropoda, Insecta, Coleoptera, Tenebrionidae. The record is from RefSeq and is a predicted model, not a curated record. The transcript is spliced from 12 exons. The coding region runs from base 223 to 837 and encodes 204 amino acids.